CUACGUCACUUCCUCUAACCGUGUCCUUGGCAGCAGCAGCAUCUUUGCUGUUCAGGAUAAACACAUGGCUAAAUUGAGCAAAGAGACCAAACAGCGGCUGCAGCAGCUGUUCCAGUGCGGCCAGUUUGUCAUCCGAUGGGGUUUUAUCCCAACCGUGCUGUACCUCGGUUUCAAACGAGGAGCAGAUCCAGGAAUGCCUGAACCCACAGUUUUAAGUUUACUGUGGGGCUAAGAAACGUCUCCACACAGCCAAUCCCCUCGCCUCAUCAAGACCAUGUGACCCACCCGUCAACAGAAAUCCAGGAAAUGGACAUUAUUUUUCACUUUCCUCUCCAUAAAUCAUAUUGUCCAAUGUCCAAGAAGUAAAGGAAUGAAUGUUAUCUGCAGCCAUACUGUUUACUGUUUGGAUUAACAAGCUGGAAUCAAGACUUUGUCGCUGAGAAUACAUUGUCUUGACUGGUCAAUCUGUAGUUAUUUUGUUGGGAAUGUGUGACAGCAGUUUGGAUAUGCCAUUCAUUCCAUGUUUGUUCUUUUUAUUUGUAAUUUAAAAUUUCUGAAAAAUAAAUCCACACAGAAAUUUC
Micropterus salmoides (largemouth bass) is the source of this 581-nucleotide messenger RNA. RefSeq names its product translocase of outer mitochondrial membrane 7 homolog (yeast) (gene tomm7). Gene Ontology annotation, biological process: protein import into mitochondrial matrix. Lineage: Eukaryota; Metazoa; Chordata; Actinopteri; Centrarchiformes; Centrarchidae. The record is from RefSeq and is a predicted model, not a curated record. Bases 65 to 232 code for a protein of 55 amino acids. Gene Ontology annotation, cellular component: mitochondrial outer membrane translocase complex. The transcript is spliced from 3 exons.